UAUUUAAAUUUCUGGUUCUAGAACCUUGGAAACCGGGUGUACCGGUAAAAGCAAAUUCUCGCCGCUGACUCGUGCGGCGGUAAACUAUUACAAGUAUACCGGCUGGUCCGGUCACUUUUAUCAAGUUCCCAAUUCUCUCUGGUUCUACUAAAUUUUCCGCUGUUUUUCUAUUUCUCUCGAAGCUUUGGUUUUCGCUAUCUUUUGAUUCUCUUUCUCUCUUCGGUUUUUGGUAUUUUUCGUGGUGGAAUUGCCGGCCGAUUCCGUCUCUUAAAGACACUGAUCUUGUAACAAUGAGGGCUGCCAAAGGUAAGGGGGCAGCAAAGAUCUCCAAGGAAGCUCUAAAGCCUGUGGAUGAUGGAAGGGUUGGGAAGCGGAAGGCUGCUGCUGCAGAUGACAAGAGUAGCAAACGAAAGGCCAGGAAGGAGAAAAGGGCCAAGAAAGACCCCAACAAACCUAAGAGGCCGCCUAGUGCCUUUUUCGUGUUCCUUGAGGAGUUCAGGAAGGAGUUCAAGAAAGAGAACCCCAAUGUGAAGGGUGUAGCAGCUGUUGGAAAAGCUGGAGGAGACAAGUGGAAAUCCCUGUCUGAUGCGGAAAAAGCUCCAUAUGAAGCCAAGGCUGCAAAAAGGAAGGCUGAGUAUGAAAAGCAGAUGAAAGCCUACAACAAAAAGCAGGAGAGUGGGGCAGAUGAUGGUGAUGAAGAGUCAGAGAGGUCAAGAUCUGAGGUAAAUGAUGAAGAGGACGAGGCUAGUGGGGAGGAGGGGCAGCCCCCGGAAGAGGAGGAAGAAGAGGAGGUGGAGGAUGAGGAAGAGGAGGAUGAUGAAGAUGAUGAUUGACACUUUGUACUCCUUUACAUGGACACAGUGGUAAAUGGCACUUGGAGGAAUCUAGAUUUUGAAUGUUAUAUUAGCUCAGCAGGUUGUAUGUUAUGACCCCCAAAAAAAGAAAGCUCAGGUAGCAUGUGGUGUUUGUUCUGAAACAGGAAACAAUUGUUUUGUACUGCUGUGCCUAUUGAUGUAAUUACCUGUGUAAUCAGCCAGAGCUUUCCUCUAUUAGCUAAUCGUACGUAAUCUUCGGUUUGUGGAUUA
Prunus avium (sweet cherry) is the source of this 1085-nucleotide messenger RNA. Its product is annotated as high mobility group B protein 3. Lineage: Eukaryota; Viridiplantae; Streptophyta; Magnoliopsida; Rosales; Rosaceae. The record is from RefSeq and is a predicted model, not a curated record.